AUGUCUCUCACCUCUCUGCUCUUGGCCGAGCUUCUGCUGGUCACCACAGCAACAGCUUCACACUUCUAUGGAGGCUCAAUGACCUUCAACCCAAGAAGGAAUCAAGAUGGAUCGUACAAGGUUGAGCUUCGCUUCAAGACAACCUACCAUUCCUGUUAUGGAUAUGAUUACUGGCCGUGCAGCUCUGGAGACUGUGGAAAGGAUGUCAGUACUGUGAUUGGUCAAGUAGAUUCAAGUCCCAACGGCGGCAGCUGGUGUCAGUCUGAGGGAGUGAUAACAAAGAUGGUUUCCACCAACAGCCCUUUCCAGCUCCUCAAAAGCAGCUGCUGCUGGAUCUACAACACAGUCACAAAUUCUGGAGACUGGAGUCUUCUCACUUACAUUGACCUCGGAGUGAGAUCGGACACCUCAGAGCCCAACCGUUCGCCAAUAACCACCACCCUACCAUUUGUCAGAGUUCCUCAGAACUGUCCCAGGAGGUACAAUCUUUUAGCCUUUGAUCCUGAUGGUGACCAUGUCACAUGCAGAUUUGGACUCAGACAAAACCAGGAGUGUGGAAUCUGCAACCAACCUGCUGGUUUUACGUUGAAUCAGCAUAACUGCUCUCUGUCAUAUUCGCACACAUUGGUCCGUGGAGUUUAUUCAUUUGAACUGAUGCUGGAGGACUUCCCCACUCAAAAGAUUAUUUUGUCCUACACCAACCAACCUUCAAAGGAAAGAUCUCCAGUCUUUGUCAUCAGAAACCGACGUGCUGCUAAUAAACAUGGAAAUGCAGCCAUACCACCUCAAGCAUUCGCACAUAAACGUUCAACAACCACUACAACACCUACAAUAACUCGUUCAACAACACCUGCAACAACAAGUACAACAACCACAACAACACAGAUAUCAACUACAACGACACCGACACCAUCAACAACCACAACGUCACAGUCGACAACCACUACAUUACCAACAACAACCACUACAUCACCAACAACCACAACAACACCUACAACAACCACUACAUCAACGACAACCACAACAACACCUACAACAACCACAACACCUACAACAACCACUACAUUACCGACAACAACAACAAUACGUACAACAACCACUACAUCACCACCAACAACCACUAUGUUACCAACAACCACUACAACAACCACUACAUCACCUACAACAACCACAACACCUACAACAACCACUAUGUUACCAACAACAACCACUACAUCACCUACAACAACCCCUAUGUUACCAACAACAACCACUACAUCACCUACAACAACCACAACACCUACAACAACCACUACUAUGUUACCAACAACAACAACCACUACAUCACCUACAACAACCACUAUCUUACCAACAACAACCACUACAUCACCUACAACAACCACAACACCUACAACAACCACUACAUCACCAACAACCACAACACCUACAACAACCACUAUGUUACCAACAACAACCACUACAACAACCACUUCAUCACCAACAACAACCACAACACCUACACCCACAACAACAAUCACACCUGAACCCACUAUGACCACAAUUGCCACUACUAUACAAACAACAACCACAUCUCCAAUAACAAUCACUGCAGCAACAACAACAACUUCACCACUGAGCGCAAUACCUCUUCAGUUUUCUCUGCAAGUUGAUGGUCCAGCACCAUCUUGCACUGAGGGUGAAUAUCUACCACGGUUCCUCCAUCCAACGCCACAUCAUGGAGAACACCUGCAGGCACGUGUAAAUCAAGAGCUUGAGAUCAGAGUGAAAGCUUUUGCAUCUUUUUCUAGAAUCGUUGAUAUCAUCAUUAGUGGACCUCUGAACAGCACAAAGUACAAAACCACCACUGGGGAAUAUGUGAUUAACUGGACACCAACCUCAGAAAACUAUGGCCAACACUUUCCAUUUUGCUUCAUCGCAGAAGGACAAUAUGGAUUUGAUAUUUACCACUCUGAGAUGAGGUGCGUUGUUGCAAAGGUUGAUGCUGAAGGACCUGAGGCAAAUGUAACCUGCACUCAAAACUCAAUGUCAGUGACAAUUAAGAGAUCCUCCAUCAAAAACCUCCAUGGUGACCACCUGAGACUGAUAAAUCCAUCUUGUCGGGUUUACACUAACAGUAGCCACCUGUUCACCAACACACUUCUAAACGACUGUGGCACUCAGAUUGAGGAGAACAAUAAUGAACUCAUCUUCAAGAAUAAAAUCAUUACAUUCGAUGAUCCCAGGGACAUUAUAACCAGGAAGGAUAACCUAGAAAUUGAAAUCCUGUGCAAGUACCAGAAAAGGACCAACAUUACGCUGGAGUUCGAUACUCACAGACCACCAAUCAUCUUCUCAGAAAAAGGUUUCGGCACAUUCAACUAUCAGUUUGAGUUUUAUGCUUCUGCAAAUUUCCAGAACAGCAGGGGUCCAGAAUCAUACCCACUUGAGUAUGAUGUGGGCGACAAGAUCUUCAUGAAGAUUGAGCCCGUUACUCCAGUCCUAAACACUGAGAUCUUCCUCGAGUCGUGUGUAGCUACUCCUUACGAUAAUCCCAACUACCCAGUCUCCUAUCCCAUCAUCAAGAACGGAUGCAUUGUAGAUGAAACGGUUCGGUUUUUCUUAAGCCACCAACCAUUCGUCCAGUUAGAAAUGGAGGCCUUCAAAUUCAUUGGGUUCCAUGACCAGGUGUUCAUCAGCUGCUCAAUCAUCAUAUGCCAGGCCAACAAUCCCAACACCCGCUGCUCUCAGGGCUGCGUCAACAGCACAGUCGCUCCACCGGCCCACCACCAUCACAAAAGAGAGGCUCCCCUCCAGACCGAAAGUCACUUCAUCUCCCAGGGGCCCCUGCGGCUGAAGAGGAGCGCAUCUCGUAAGCCAAAUCAUUCAUUCACCUUGUGUAACAGAUGA
Messenger RNA from Sinocyclocheilus grahami, 2886 nucleotides. RefSeq lists its product as uncharacterized. The transcript is spliced from 13 exons. The record is from RefSeq and is a predicted model, not a curated record. NCBI's taxonomy places the organism in Eukaryota, Metazoa, Chordata, Actinopteri, Cypriniformes, Cyprinidae. The coding region runs from base 1 to 2886 and encodes 961 amino acids.